AUGGCGUGGAAAGCACCACUGAAGGCUGCUGGUUUCAGCAUUGACCAGUGGGGAUUUCCAGAGAUGCUGGCAGCGAUCCGUGUUCAUCAUGCACAGCCCGGCAUCAAGACCCUCUCCGAGGAGAUUGAGAGGCAGCUUCGAUUUCAGCCUGGAGAUCUCUUUGGAUCCAAGGCUGGAGCAAUGAAGCAAACGUCUUCUGCGGCCGAAGCUGCUGCAGUCACGGAGGCGGAGGUGCAGGCACACACGUUGAUGCUUUCUGGCAUCGAAGGUUCCGAAGUCGAAGAGACUUGUAAGAGCUCCGCGUGGUUGGCUUCAGGUCACCGUCACGCAUCCCACCGAUCGGGAUUCCGUCGUGCAAGCCUGAGUUGGUCGCAAGUCUUCACAGAUGUCAGUGGUUGCACCCAUGAUAUCCCACUACGACGGUUUCGUGUGGCGAGCAGUUGCUGA
This is a messenger RNA of Symbiodinium necroappetens, 447 nucleotides long. The record is from the annotation of a GenBank genome assembly. Lineage: Eukaryota; Dinophyceae; Suessiales; Symbiodiniaceae.